Molecule: messenger RNA, 933 nt
Organism: Phanerochaete carnosa HHB-10118-sp
Lineage: Eukaryota; Fungi; Basidiomycota; Agaricomycetes; Polyporales; Phanerochaetaceae
Exons: 4
Coding region: 1-933 (310 amino acids)
Source: RefSeq, a predicted model, not a curated record
AUGUUAGGCGAAGAUCGCAACGAGCCAGGUGCCCGCCAAGGACAACCAGCGUGCGCCUCCAAAUUCCCGCGGAGAUAUUCACUCGCUGUGGCUGAUGCAAGUGGUUUGUUGCAGAGGUACCGGCAGAGUGCAAAUUUCCCGCCGGCCAAUGCGCAAAUCUAUUUUGGCGCGGCGAAGCGCGACUAUGCCUGCCUUCUCAAGAUCGGCUACGCGUCCUUUACGCAGGAGGUGUUCAGCAAGCAUAGCGUGACUAUAAAUAAGUGUAACGCAGACCACUGGUGUAUUCUCUCUCAUGCGGACGAGAUUGCUCUCGGCCUUGAGAAGUGGAUCUGGCAUCGUUACCACGACAGUCGGCCGAUAUCGCGUCCACGUCUUAGUUCCUUGCCAGUCGUACAAGAGCCCGAACUGUACCAAUAUUCAUCGCUUACCCGCGCUCACUGCAGAAUGAAUAGCGGCAAGGACCUACUUAUGACGCCUCAAUGCCGUGUAUCGAAGUUGAUACCGUCGGCGGUGGUACCGUCCUCGCCCCUCCGCAAGCCGUCCUCAAGAGCGCCCAUCAAGCGAACCCUGGCCAGAGCGCCCGACAGCUCAAACUCUAACCAGACCGUGGGAUGGCGAUUUUCUUCUCAGCGACCCCGAAGUGGCGUCCUCCAAGCCGAUCCUAUUGUUCUGCCGUGGCUCUCCAUCCACGUCUCACGACUGGCGCCACAUUUGUCUCGCUUGAACGACAAGAGUUACGGCGUGCUUGCCUUGGGCACGCUCGGGUAUGGCGGGGCCAACAAGUCCAUCGACCCUGCGGCGUACGUCCCGAACCUAAUAUCGAAAGACAUCGGCGAUGUCUUGGAUGCCGAGAAGCUUGAGAAGAUCAUCGCCAUCGGAUAUGACUGGUGUUGCAAGGCGAUCUCGCGCCUCACGAACCAUCAUCUCGAGUGA